Neoarthrinium moseri is the source of this 1155-nucleotide messenger RNA. RefSeq lists its product as uncharacterized. The record is from RefSeq and is a predicted model, not a curated record. The coding region runs from base 1 to 1155 and encodes 384 amino acids. NCBI's taxonomy places the organism in Eukaryota, Fungi, Ascomycota, Sordariomycetes, Amphisphaeriales, Apiosporaceae. The transcript has a single exon.
AUGGCUCCGCAGCCGGCAGCUCGGGUAGCUCUUGAGGCACAGCUGGCCGCAUUGCUUGAGAACGGCAUCGCUGCCGGCGUGCCUGGGUUUGCGGCAGCUAUCACUUCUUCCAAAGACUUAUUGUGGCAGUCCCACGCUGGUCUUUCAGACUUACUGGGUUCCAAGCCCAUUGACAAAGAUAGUUCCUUCGGCAUUGGUAGCAUCACCAAGACGUUUGUAGCUGUGGUCAUCCUGCAGCUAUUAGACGAGGGCCGGCUUGGCCUCAGGGAUACCGUGGGCAGAUUUCUACGGCCAGAGGUGUACCGUGGUAUCGAAAACGCUGAAGGCGCCACCGUCUCGGAUCUGCUUCGCCACCGGGCCGGUGUCGAUAGCUGGGAGGACGACCCAGUGUGGAUCAGAGACGGUAGGGGGGACAGGUUGAAGGUCGACCACAUAUGGAGCAAGACUGAGCCGCUGGGCUAUAUUCGUCGACCGCGCAUAGAAGCUCCGGAUCCUGGUCAAUGGUAUUAUUCAAACACUAACUUCACCCUCCUCGGCUUAAUAAUCGAGGCUGUCACCAACAGCCCCGCAGAGGAGGAGAUACGCCGGCGUAUUCUUGAGCCGCUCGGUAUGGAGCAUACUUACAUGGAAGGGUUUGAACCACCAAACUCGGCAACAGUCCCACGGCGUUAUCAUUCGGCCACAAGUCAGUUUCGCGACGCUGCAGGGAUCAACGAUGCAUUUGAAGAAGUACGGGAUAACAUCAUUGAUACUACUGGCUCGAACCUAUCUACGGAGUGGACCGCCGGAGGUCUAGUUUCAUCCAUACCAGAUAUGCUGAAGUUUUGUUUGGCGCUCCGGGACGGCAAACUGCUCAGUCCAACUUCAUUGGGCCUAAUGAAGGACUGGAAACCAACGACAGAAUCACAUGAUUUCGGACGGGGCUUGUUCAGAGUAAUGGCCCCAGAUACAGGGACGAAGUGGAUUGGUCAUUUCGGCAGCGUGCUUGGGUUCACUGCAGGACUGGUUUGGCAAGAGGAAGGAGAUUGCGCAGUUUGCGUGCUUGCGAACGUGGGAACUGUGCACUCUGAGAAAGUACCUUCUAGUGCUGCUGGCGUCGUGCUGAGAACUAAUUUCUUGAAUAUUGCUUCGAGGCUUGCAGAGCAUAACCCAUAA